Messenger RNA from Lactuca virosa, 931 nucleotides. NCBI's taxonomy places the organism in Eukaryota, Viridiplantae, Streptophyta, Magnoliopsida, Asterales, Asteraceae. The record is from the annotation of a GenBank genome assembly.
AUAAACCAAAAAACAAAUCUAAAAAACAGAAACACAAUACAGUCUCUUCAACCUUAGCAAGAACCACAUCCAUGGCUUCCAUCAAGCCAUUCUCAUCACUCUCAUCUCCAUUAAAACAAUCGACUUCUUCAUUAAACCCAUCGUUUUCCUUCAGACCCAUCUCCGAAUUCCAAUCUCCAUCACAAUUCAGUCGUGAACGAGGCCAGGUUUCAGUCUCGGUAGCAUUCAAUCCAAGUGGGAACUUUGACCUCUCACUCUAUGAUGAACAAGAAAAUGUAGAACAAGCACCUCCACCCAUGCCACCAAAAGAAGGUAGAUGUGAAGUAGUAAUAGACAACGAUACAAUCCGGCUCCUUGAUUUGUUUCCAUUUUCAAAUGCCACUGGAAUUACAACAACCUCACCUGUUGAGCCAAGGGAAUUUCUUGAACGCACGAUAGGAUUCACAAUUAAUUACAAUAGAGACGAUGAACACGAUCCCCGAGAACUAUCUGAAUUCCCUGAUAUAAGAUUAUGGUUUGUUAGACUUGAUGCUACGUAUCCAUGGCUUCCAGUCCUAUUGGACUGGCGAGCUGGAGAACUUGCUAGAUAUGCGGCCAUGUUGGUGCCUCACCAGAUGAGUAUGAGAAUGGGAGUUGUGUUCAAUCCCGAGGCAUUAGAAUUGUUCAUAAUGAAAAAAGUGUUUAUAACAUAUUCUUGGUUGAAAGAAAAUGACAUCCCAAAGCCUAGAUUGAAGGUUAAAGAUAUGGCUAGAAUGCUCGGGUUUGGGAUCGGAGACGAACUAUUCGACAUGAUUGAUCGACAUCCACUCUCGUCUUCAUAAAUUUAGACAUCGAUGGAUGAAACUUGCAACGUUAAAUCAAACCAGGGACGACCCGAGUUAACUUUUGAAAAUAGGGACUAAACACGCUUUCUGGCAUAUGCACGAGGGAC